Messenger RNA from Aphidius gifuensis, 651 nucleotides. RefSeq names its product suppressor protein SRP40-like. The record is from RefSeq and is a predicted model, not a curated record. The transcript has 3 exons. NCBI's taxonomy places the organism in Eukaryota, Metazoa, Arthropoda, Insecta, Hymenoptera, Braconidae. The coding region runs from base 95 to 622 and encodes 175 amino acids.
AAAAUAAAAAAAAAUUCAACAUUGAUAUAAGUGGUGAAUAAAUCAGGAUUUUAAAUCAAGAUUGCCAACUGAAAUAAGAUAUAUUUAUUUAAAUAUGCCACCAUUAAAAUCAAAGUGUGUUCUUGCCAAGAAAAAAUAUAAAAACAAACCAAAAAAAGUUGAAGCAAGCAACAAGUGUUGUUGUGCAGUAGCACCUGGAGCAAAUGACUCAUCAACCUCAACCUCAUCAUUAUCAACAACAACAACAUCAGCUGACUCGUCAAUUACAUCAUCCAAUGAUGAUGAAUACACAUCAUCAUCAUCAUCAUCACCAACAUCAUCAUCAACAUGUUCUUGUUACUCAGAUUCUGAUAUAUCUGAUGAUGCAUUUGAUGAAGCAGCAUGUAAAUGUGGUGGUACCACUAUCGACACUGAUAGUGAUGCUGCAACGCAAUUAAUGAGAAAACGUGGAGGUAAAAAAAAAGCUCAAGCACGUGCUGCUAAAUUAUGUGCUAAAAAAUCCAACAAAAAAAAAACAGCUCGUCGUGAAAAGCAUUCAACUUCAUACUGUUCAUCUGAUUAUUCUGAUGAUAAUGAUUACUGCUGUGCACCAAAAAAAUCACGUCGUAAAGGUUGUUGUUAAAUUUAAUAUAAAAAAUAAAAUUAAAAUAA